UCUCGAUUUAGGUAAACAAAAUAAAACGUGCGCACCGUGUUUUGCGAUCAGAAUAUCUUAAAACGUUUCUGAAUUUUAAAAAUCCUAUUAAUUUAAACCAUUUAAUCGGAAAUGAGUGAUUCGGAAUCCGAUGGGAACGAGCAGCCAGCGGGAGCCGAUAUCGAGCAUUUCAAUGGGCCGGUGGAGAAUGCGUGGCUCCUCAAGAUACCGGAAUUCAAAGCCGAAGACAAUCCGAACGGGCUGCUGGAGGAAAGUUCGUUUGCCUGCCUCUUUCCCAAGUAUCGGGAGAAGUACAUCAAGGAAUGCUGGCCCCUGGUUGAGAAGGCGCUCGAAGGGCACCAUCUGAGGGCGGAACUGGAUUUGAUUCAGGGCAACAUGGCCGUGAAAACCACCAGAAAAACGUGGGACCCCUUCAUUAUCCUGAAAGCACGGGACCUGAUAAAGCUGCUAUCCCGUUCUGUUCCCUUUGAACAAGCGGUCAAAGUGCUGGACGACGAAAUCAGCUGCGAUAUUAUCAAGAUCAAAAAUCUGGUUCGCAACAAGGCUAAAUUCGUCAAGAGGAGAAAUCGCCUGAUCGGUCCUAAUGGUUGUACUUUAAAAUCCUUGGAGCUGCUCACCAACUGCUACGUGCUGGUUCAGGGUGCUACUGUUUCUGCCAUAGGCCCUUACAAAGGACUGCAAUGUGUCCGCAAGGUGGUCGAAGAAACGAUGAAAAACAUCCAUCCCAUUUACAACAUCAAAGCGCUGAUGAUCAAACGGGAACUUAUGAAGGACGACAAGCUGAAGGACGAAAAUUGGGAACGGUUCCUGCCAAAGUUCCAAUCCAAGAACACAACCAAACGGAAGAAGCCCAAAGUGGUUAAGAAAAAGAAGGACUACACACCAUUCCCACCGGCGCCGCAGGAAAACAAAGUGGACAAGGAGCUUGCAUCGGGCGAGUACUUCCUUACCGAUGCCCAGAAGAAGGCUAAACGAAACCAGGAACGCAAGGAGAAGGAAAAGAAGAAUUCCGAAACCCAGAAGGUUCGCCGCGAGAAGGACUUUGUCGCGCCGGAUGAGAGUAAGUUUAGUGGAAAGACUAACAAGGGCGAUAAGGCAGGCGGUUUGGAUGUGAAAUCACUCAAAAGCAAAAUAGCGAAAGCGAAUAAGAAGGUAAAGCAAAAUAAAUAGAUGGGU
This is a messenger RNA of Uranotaenia lowii, 1176 nucleotides long. RefSeq names its product KRR1 small subunit processome component homolog (gene dbe). The transcript is spliced from 2 exons. Gene Ontology annotation, molecular function: RNA binding. NCBI's taxonomy places the organism in Eukaryota, Metazoa, Arthropoda, Insecta, Diptera, Culicidae. Gene Ontology annotation, cellular component: nucleolus; small-subunit processome. The record is from RefSeq and is a predicted model, not a curated record. The coding region runs from base 112 to 1170 and encodes 352 amino acids.